Messenger RNA from Lacerta agilis (Sand lizard), 1330 nucleotides. RefSeq names its product mitochondrial ornithine transporter 1-like. The coding region runs from base 181 to 1110 and encodes 309 amino acids. Gene Ontology annotation, biological process: mitochondrial L-ornithine transmembrane transport. The record is from RefSeq and is a predicted model, not a curated record. NCBI's taxonomy places the organism in Eukaryota, Metazoa, Chordata, Lepidosauria, Squamata, Lacertidae. The transcript is spliced from 7 exons. Gene Ontology annotation, molecular function: L-ornithine transmembrane transporter activity.
UAUAUAAACAGGGUGUGCUGGAGGGGAAGGGGACAUUAGUUUCUGCUCAAAGUUCAUGAAGCUUGCAAUCCUGGUGGGUGGUGCUGUUUGCAAGAUUCUACUACAGCAGAGCUGCUGGCAGCAGAAACCAGUCUUGCAGUCUUCUUUGGGACACCUGCACCUAAACGUUUGUGUGCUGAGAUGCCUACUGAACAAGCCCGAGUCCACCCGCUGGUGGAGACGCUUAUCGACCUCACUGCAGGGGCAGCAGGUGGUGUGGCAUGCGUGGUGACCGGGCAGCCUUUUGACACCAUCAAGGUGAAGAUGCAGACCUUCCCAACAAUGUACCAGGGCUUCUUUGACUGCUCAGUCAAGACCUACCAGCAGGAGGGCAUGCACGGGCUCUACCAGGGCACCACUCCAGCCUUGCUGGCCAAUGUUGCGGAGAACGCCGUGCUUUUUGCCUGCUACGGGUUCUGCCAGCAGCUCGUGAGGCAGCUCUUUGGGUUGGGCAAUGUCCAGGAACUCAGUGAUUUGCACAGCGCGAUUGCCGGCUCCUUCUCAUCAGUCUUCUCCUCCAUGGUUCUGUGCCCCACAGAGCUGGUGAAGUGCCGGAUGCAAGCUCUCCAUGAGAUGAAGGUCACAGGGCAGACAGCUCUGUCGAGGCACAGUUCUACCUGGGCUGUGAUGAAAGCCAUCUUCCAUUCAGAGGGCCCCCUGGGUUUCUUCCAGGGUCUGACCAGCACAUGGCUACGGGAGGUGCCUGGCUAUUUCUUCUUCUUUGGGGGUUAUGAAGUCAGCCGAAGCUUCUUCCUCCAGGCUGGACAGUCAAAGGAGGAGCUGGGUGCUCUCCCUGUGACUGUGAGUGGCGGAAUUGGUGGUGCUGCUUUCUGGCUGGCUGUCUAUCCCAUUGACUCAGUGAAAUCACGGAUCCAGGUGUUGUCCAUGGCUGGGCGGCAAGAUGGUUUCCUGCUCUCCUUCUUACACAUCUUACGUACAGAAGGGUUUAUGCCUCUUUACUGCGGGCUGAUGCCCACGGUGAUCCGUGCCCUGCCAUCCAAUGGUGCCCUCUUCCUUGCCUAUGAACUGACUCAGAAAAAGCUGACCAGCCUAGCAGAGAGGACAACCUGAAGUCUGGACUCCGUCUCAGAGAAACAGGGACUUUGUUGAUGGACGGAGAGAGCCGGGGAUUUUCUUGGUUGAACGGAACUGCAAUGGUCAACCUCUCUCAAGGGGAUCUUGGAGGGGACACCCUUGGCUCAAGGCAGGAAAUGGGGGGGGUAGGGUAGUGCUUUCUGGAUUUCAGGGUAUCUAUCAGUGGGUUGGGAUCGGGAGACAGCCCAAGAUUGCU